CAUCCGACUCUCCGUUCGAGGUCAACAUCGUCACCUGAGAGAAGCCGUGCGAUUCUCCAGCACAAAGCCAUGGCCGGAAUCCCGCGCUCGACCUACUACGACAGCCGCUACCGCCAAUCGCCCGCCCUCAUCCGGGCGAGGCGCCCCUACCUGGUCAAGAACUCUGUCGUCGGCCUCAGCAUAGCCGCUGUUGCCAUCGGGAUUUAUGCCUACACAAUACACGCCAUUGGCCAGGACGAGUUCGAGGAUGUCAAGGUGCCCGAUGCGCCGGUGAGGUCUGCCUCUCGUCACGACGGUGCAAAAAAGUGGUAGAUGGGACCUAGGUUACGGGGUGACAUUGUCAAUCAGUCUAUGAACCGUGUAUAAGGGAAACGGCUAGAGCAUCAGUUGUACAGUACAAUCACACCAAUACGGAGUUCGGGGGUCAUAAUUCGGUUCAAGAGCAAUGCUUUGUUUUCGCAUGCGCUCGCAUCAGUGUCUCACGGCAUGGAAUACUGGCUCGACCAUGGGGGCUGGCCGAUCGAUACCUAGGGAUUACUUACGGCGCAUGUCAUACACUACUUUUAGCUGUUUGAACAGAGGUUACGGCAUGCCGGAGAACAAGCU
Messenger RNA from Chaetomium strumarium, 606 nucleotides. RefSeq lists its product as uncharacterized. Gene Ontology annotation, biological process: mitochondrial respiratory chain complex IV assembly. Gene Ontology annotation, cellular component: mitochondrial inner membrane. NCBI's taxonomy places the organism in Eukaryota, Fungi, Ascomycota, Sordariomycetes, Sordariales, Chaetomiaceae. The coding region runs from base 70 to 312 and encodes 80 amino acids. The transcript is spliced from 3 exons. The record is from RefSeq and is a predicted model, not a curated record.